Molecule: messenger RNA, 1191 nt
Organism: Dromiciops gliroides (monito del monte)
Lineage: Eukaryota; Metazoa; Chordata; Mammalia; Microbiotheria; Microbiotheriidae
Product: arylacetamide deacetylase-like
Exons: 5
Coding region: 1-1191 (396 amino acids)
Cellular component (GO): membrane
Molecular function (GO): carboxylic ester hydrolase activity
Source: RefSeq, a predicted model, not a curated record
AUGGGCCACAAAGCUCUCUUCACUGUGGUUUUUUCUCUUCUCAUAGCUUAUUAUGUAUAUUCACCUGUACCAGAGAACAUGGAAGAAAAAUGGAAAAUCAUGGCCUAUGAUUCAGUCACCAGAGCUCUUACAAAUCUGGCUUUUCUUACUGAGGACCUAGGGCUAAUGCACCAUGGAGAAUUCUUAUUCAUGGUAAUAAGAUUGCUGAAUACAGAACCAAUUUCAAAUGAAAACCUUACAGUGACCGACACAACAUUUGCUGGUGUUCCAGUACGUUUAUAUGUGCCAACAAAAAAGGUGGUUGGACUAAAGAGAGCUGUGAUUUAUGUUCAUGGUGGCGCAGGUUGCUUUGGAAGUUCUGCAAUGCUGCCUUAUGACUAUCUGACAAGAAAGAUAGCAAAUGAACUGGAUGCCGUCGUUGUAUCAUCUGAUUACAGACUUGCACCUAAACACCAUUAUGCGGAAGCACUGGAUGAUGUCUAUAGUGUGGUGAAGUUCUUUCUACAGGAUGAAAUUUUGGCAAAAUAUGGUGUGGACCCCAAUAGAGUAUGCAUUUCAGGAGACAGUAUUGGGGGAACUAUAGUAGCCUCAGUGACUGAAAUAAAAAAUAAACUCAAGAUGCAAGCUUUAAUUUACCCAGGUUUACAAGUGAUUGAUACAGACUUGCCAUACUAUAGGGAAAAUGAACAUGGGAUAAUAUUAACAAAGGCCCUGUUGCUGAAAUUUUGGGGUGAUUAUCUUACCACUGAUGAAUCCCUUGAUCAGGCCUUGGCAGCCAACCAACACAUACCUGCCAAAUUUAGCCAUCUCUUCAAGUUUGUCGACUGGAGUCUUCUCCUUCCUGAGGAGUUUAAAAAGAAUCAUGUUUAUACCAACCCAAGUUAUGGAAGUUCUGAAAUAGUAGAAAAACUUCCAGUGAUUGUAGAUUAUAGAGCAACAUCCUUAUUAGCAGAUGAUUCAACAUUACAUCGACUACCAUUAACUUACAUCAUCACCUGUGAGCAUGAUGCCUUAAGAGAUGUUGGUCUCAUGUAUGUUUCUCACCUACGCAGAAAUGGAGUCCAAGUUAUCCAUGACCCCAUUGAAGAUGGAUUCCAUGCAUCUCUCUUCUUCACAACACCUCCAGUUACUUUAGAUGUUAGCUUUAAGUUAAUAAAUCUAUACCUUAGAGGGAUAGAUGAGAAUUUGUAA